CAGCUUCAGUUGAGCAUCCGGGGCAGGGCGGGAGCCUGCGAGCUCUCUGGCGCUUGUCUGUGGGCUCCAGCGAGUGUACAAGAUGCUCUGGAUCCAAGGCAGCUUCCUGAGGAUGGGCUUGGGGUUCCCCAUUCGACGCGCACCUCAAACCAUUUCGCGCUGGCCGCGAUGGGGUCCUAGGGCUGCGGGUCGUCCUUGUAGCUCCAGAGGCCAGAAUGCCAGCGGCUCUGAGCCCCUAGAGAAAGUUCACAGGAUCCCCACCCAGUACAAGCCUUCACAAUUCGACAAGAAAAUCCUGCUGUGGACCGGGUAUUUCAAAUCUAUAGAGGAGAUUCCACGCCUGUUACCGCCUGAAACGAUAGCGGCUGCAAGAAACAAAGCUCGAGUGAAAACUUGUUAUAUAAUGAUGGGACUGACCAUCAUUGCCUGCUUUGCUGUGAUUGUGUCUGCCAAAAGGGCUGUGGAACGGCAUGAAUCCUUAACAAGUUGGAAUCUGGCAAAGAAAGCUAAGUGGCGUGAAGAAGCCGCAUUGGCUGCACAGGCUAAGGGGAAGUGAUGCUUUAGGCUAAAUGAUGACAACAUACCCACUCACAUGCCAUUACUAUUAACAGCAAUAGUAAGACUGAGAAAAUAUUUGCUAUAGUUUCAAUUUGAUAACAAAAACAUUAAGAUCUUUCAUAUUCUUUAGCAAACUUUUAUUUACUAAAGCCCAUUA
This is a messenger RNA of Acomys russatus (golden spiny mouse), 715 nucleotides long. RefSeq names its product family with sequence similarity 162 member B (gene Fam162b). The transcript is spliced from 4 exons. The record is from RefSeq and is a predicted model, not a curated record. Bases 83 to 556 code for a protein of 157 amino acids. Lineage: Eukaryota; Metazoa; Chordata; Mammalia; Rodentia; Muridae.